AUGCCAUCAGUGAUAGAUAAAUUUUUAAGUGAUGAUGUAAUUGCCAACCCCGAUCUUUUUCAACAACAAAAGAAAGUGAUUUCCGAUCUGACUGGUCAAACAACCGAUACCAUGGAUGAUGCUAUAGAAAUCUUUAAAUCGUUGCAAGACCUUCUUCAACAAAAAACAGAUAUCGAGGCUGCCAUUUUGAAAACAACUACCCCCGAUAUUGCUAAACUAAUAACGUUAAAAAUGCGAAUCGAGAAUGUACAUGCUCAUACAAUUGGUCUCCAAUCACAAUUCCUCAAAGCAAACUACGAAUGUGUUAACCUCCCAAUCUAUACAGUAUUUGCUUCUCUUCAUUUAUUGUACAUGUAUGACAUUAUCAAUAGAAGUACUUUCUACGGAUUGGAUAAUCCCAUGAAAGCUCACUACCUCAACUUCUACAAGAGAUUCAAAAAGGAUUACUUUUCGAAUAUCUUCAAAGUCUACAGCAAUGGUCAAAACAAAGUGUUGGCCAAAUUCCCAGAGAAACAAUUGGAGAAGUGCAAUUACCAUUUGACAUUCAACAAGUAUCAAGAAUAUAGAAACAACACAAUGCUCAAUGUUUACCAAUAUGUCCAUAUCUUUGCAAACCUAAGGGCCGAUUAUACUGAAUUGGUUGACCGUGGUUUCAACUAUGUCAAUCCAAGACCAUUGUUUUCCAGGAUGGUUGCCAAGACCGUUGCUCCUCUAAUCACCAAAAAACAAGGAACUGCCAACGUUAUCAACCCAGAAGCAAUGGGAUCAUUCAGAAUGGAGUUACCGUUCAUCCUAAAGAAGAUGGAAGAUGGAUUGGCAAAUUUCUAUUUCCAAGAUGUUUGGCGUAUUUGGAUGACCGUUGACGAUGAGAGAAUCAACAGCAUUCAAAGUCAAUACCUUCAAAUGCCAUUGUCUACCGCUCGGCUAUCGGCAGUGACUGGAACCGAAAAAGGUACCAAAGUUAACCUUGUAGGACCACUCAAGAAUCAAUUGAUUUUCAAUGAUAGAGAUGAAGAUGAUGAUGAUAGAAUCAAGUUCAUUGGAUUGGGUGCCGACAACAGAGUUGGUCCAACCAAAUACUUGCCAAAGAGCAUUCCUUCUGAAAAGAUCAUCUUUGAAAAUCACAAGAUCUCACAAGUGGUUGGAAUUAACAGAACACCAUUCAGAACCGUUGCAAAAGAACUAGAUCCAGGUGUCUAUGGUCUCGUUCUGGCAUUCGUUCCAGAUACACUUGAACCAAACUAUAUGGAUGUCACCAAGACCAAUAUCAUUUCGGCAAUGUGUUUGGAUGCUCCACCAACCAACUAUGUACUUCAACAGAAUCACAAUAAUAUUCUUGGAAUGGAUGCAAUUCUUUUGAAAGUAGGUGGAACUGCUCUUUUUAGCUUCAAAUCAAAGAUCCCAUAUGAAUUCACACUUUAUACAGAGUGUUAUGCAGACGCUGAUGCACAGUUCACCUUUUAUAAAGAAGGAGACAAAGCACAAGUCUUCUCAAUACCCGCUGGACAUAGAGUCACCAAAUGUUCAACACAAAUUAUCCAAGCCGAUACUAAACGAUUCCAAUUUAGAGUAAAUAAGGGUCCAAUUAUAUUAAAAUCAAUCUAUCUUAUUCCAAAAUACUUUAAUUAA
Messenger RNA from Heterostelium album PN500, 1629 nucleotides. RefSeq lists its product as uncharacterized. Gene Ontology annotation, biological process: symbiont-mediated killing of host cell. Bases 1 to 1629 code for a protein of 542 amino acids. The record is from RefSeq and is a predicted model, not a curated record. The transcript is spliced from 3 exons. Gene Ontology annotation, molecular function: toxin activity. Lineage: Eukaryota; Evosea; Eumycetozoa; Acytosteliales; Acytosteliaceae.